Sceloporus undulatus (fence lizard) is the source of this 2166-nucleotide messenger RNA. It is a transcript of the gene CPA6, whose product is annotated as carboxypeptidase A6. Gene Ontology annotation, molecular function: zinc ion binding; metallocarboxypeptidase activity. Gene Ontology annotation, biological process: proteolysis. The record is from RefSeq and is a predicted model, not a curated record. Lineage: Eukaryota; Metazoa; Chordata; Lepidosauria; Squamata; Phrynosomatidae.
GAGACCCUCUCCCUCCUCUUCCCGCCUUCCUCCUCCAGAGACCAUGAAGCCGCCCAGAGGACCACCGCCUGCCCUCCUCCUUCUCUGGCUCCUCUCCUGGGCGCCUUCCAAAGCCAGUUCCCCCCUCUAUGGCAACCGCUACGCCGGGGAUAAAGUGAUACGGGUUGUUCCAGAGAAUGACAAAGAAACAGAGAUGCUGAAGAUUUUGUCUCAAGAACUUCAGGUGGACCUGUGGCAGCCUGGCAGUAUCUCCUACAUCUCCAAGGGUACGUGAUGUGUACGGGUAUCAAAAAAGUCACAAUUCUUCUACCCUGCCUAGGAACAAGCAAACAUCCAAUUACUGUAAGCAUUGUCUUUACUUCUGAAAUCAGUGGAAAAUCAAAGUGGUUCAAGGCCUAGAAAUCGUAGGUCAUUGCAAGAAUACGCUGAAAUAUAUCAUUCACUGGAAGAGAUUCAAAGUUGGAUGUAUCAUCUAACACACUUAUUCAAAUCUUGUCACAUGUUCUAUGUUGGCAAGUCGUAUGAAGGACCACUUUUUGUGCUAAAGCUGGGUAAGUCUUGGUAGUACAGAAAAGCUGUCUGGAUAGACUGUGGCCUUCAUGCAAGAGAAUGGAUUGGCCCCGCCUUUUGCCAGUGGUUUGUGAAAGAUGCUCUUCAGACAUACCAAAGUGACCCAGCAAUGAGAAGAAUAUUGAAUCAACUUUAUUUCUACAUCAUGCCUAUUUUUAAUGUGGAUGGAUACCAUUUUAGCUGGACCCAUGAUCGAUUUUGGAGAAAAACAAGAUCAAAAAAUUCAAGGUUCCACUGCCAUGGUGUAGAUGCGAACCGUAACUGGAAAGUGAAAUGGUGUGAUGAAGGUGCUUCCCUCCAUCCCUGUGAUGACACAUACUGCGGCCCUUUCCCUGAAUCUGAGCCAGAAGUGAAAGCUGUAGCUCACUUUCUGCGCAAACACCGGAAACAGAUAAAAGCCUACUUGUCCUUUCAUGCAUAUGCCCAGAUGUUGUUGUAUCCAUACUCUUACAAAUAUGCAACUAUUCCAAAUUUCAGCUGCGUGGAAUCUGCAGCAUUCAAUGCUGUAAAUGCCUUGCAGUCUGUUUAUGGGAUAAGAUACCGAUAUGGCCCAGCCUCCAGCACUUUGUAUGUGAGUUCCGGCAGUUCUAUGGACUGGGCUUACAAAAAUGGUAUUCCAUAUGCGUUUGCAUUUGAGCUACGUGACACAGGUCAUUUUGGAUUUUUACUGCCUGAGACCCUAAUCAAGCCAACUUGUACAGAAACCAUGCUGGCUGUCAAAAAUAUAACCCUGCACCUACUAAAGAAAUGCCAUUAGGGAUGCUACAGUAAAAGGCCAAAUGUGUUAAAUUUUCCAUUAUUAUUAUUAUUAUUAUUAUUAUUAUUAUUAUUAUUGCAAAUGUUUAUUACAUAGGCAUUUUCAUGUCCAUCAAAUUUAGAAUGUGAUAUGUUCUGCUAAAGGUGAUGUUCAUUCUACAUGUUGAUUUGUUGAAGAAUGUGAUAUUUAUGCUGGGCUGUAUGUAUUCUGGUAUUAUUCAAGAAAAUAAAUCAAUGGAGUUUGUUAGUAUCUUGGUUGGCAAUGCCUGGUGAAAUUGUGGGAGUUGUGGGGUGAGAGCAAGCAGGCAGGAACAAUGCAAGAUUUCCAGUGCUAAAGAAAGGCAAGGCUUCAGUGUCACAAAUAAGAUUUUACUUCAGCUCUUUGACUAGUAAAAACAGAAUAAAUUAUGCAAAAUAGACAUGUCAAUUCUAGUUUACAUAAUUUAUACAGGCCAUGGGCAUCAGCUUGGCUUAAAGAGGAAAGAUUCUGGGUUGUCUUAGUACAGAAUAUGGAUUUUUAAAUUUAAAAAUAUUCACAGCCGUAUGGAUUUUUAAAUUUAAAAAUAUUCACAGCCCUUGAUACAUUACAAAUGUGUGGAAUGCAAAUUAAAUAAUUUCUCUUUGAGGAUAAUAAAGCUCCUCCAUUUUCCAUCUCUAGAGUCAGUAUCAUUAGCUUUAAUGGCAAUAGAAUAAACUACUAAUUGUGCAGAAAAAUUACUGGUAGGAUCCAUAGACAAAAUUCACAGGAAGAAAGACACUGGAAACAGAGGGAAAACGUGUGUGCCCCUGCUAUUGUGCAUCAUUAUGUGUUAGCACCAAGGACAAAGGGUUUAAAGUGAA